AUGACACAAGCCGUGAUCCCUAUUUUAGCUCAGAACAAUAUCAAAGCUGUAUCUGUUGGAGUGAAUGGCGUCAGUUCCCCACCUGCCGUACCCAAACUGUUCAACUGGGUUUUUAAGAACCAGAGUGUUAUCGGGUUUUGGCAUCCAGGUGGCUAUCCAAACGUACCAGGGCAGAUUCCUAUCAUGCCUUUAGGACUGAGUCGCCAUGACUGUCUCGUUCACCCUCUUGUCUCUUCUGCUCUUUGUUUCGCUUUUAAAACAGACAACGCCGGUCCUCCAGAAACACUCCAGGAAAUACUAAAUUACUACGAGGUUGUCCGCUCUCAGUUUCCGCAGUCUUUCGUGCGUGGAUCAACAUUUGAUAAUUUUGUGUCCGACGUCAUUCCAAUCAAAUCUCGUCUUCCCAAGCUCUUUAACGGUUUUGUCUUUUAUUUUACAGAACAAAACUUUCAGAACUGUGAAAUAUCAUGGCAGGAACAACGGAAGUUUAUUGAACUCUCUCUGUCAGCCUUGGCCAAUCAUCCGCUGGCUUCAGAAAUAAAGGACAAAUGGAAUGGCCUGAAGACACAAUGGCCAGAUACAUCAGACUUCGAUGCAUUCAAUGAAAUCUAUCCAUAUUCAAACGCCUUUUUUCUUGGCAUUGGUAAACCCAACAUGACUAAAAACAGUGAAGCUCUCAGUCAAGUAUGGGACAGCAAAGUUGUUGGUUUUUAUCGAAAAUCAGAUAACGCCAGCUUCCUGAUACACUGGCAAAUGCAAGACCCCGUAACGCAUGAUUACUAUGGCGCUCCGACAGACAUUUGGAUAAAUUACACACAAACCCAGAAAAAUGAUUGGAACAUCGAAUUACAGUGGUUUAAUAAAAGCGCGACUCGUUUACCAGAGUCAAUGGCACUUGUAAUGUUGAAUCCAGACAAAACACGUUUUAAAACUUGUGUCCAUAAAAUGGGACAAGUGCUUGCAUCGGACAAUGUGCUGAUAAAUGGUAGUCAAACACUUCAUGGUAAGUGUCCGUGUUUGACUUAUUGA
This is a messenger RNA of Acanthosepion pharaonis, 1029 nucleotides long. NCBI's taxonomy places the organism in Eukaryota, Metazoa, Mollusca, Cephalopoda, Sepiida, Sepiidae. The record is from the annotation of a GenBank genome assembly.